AUGUGCCUGUGCUGCAGGGAGGACGACGCUGUCCAAGUCAACCCCGAAGGCUCAAAAUGGCAUUAUCCUUCAGACGUCACUGAAAGGCAGUCCACAGAUAAACGUAUUGAGCGUAUGCAAAACCUAAGGAAACAGAAGAGGAAAUUUAGUAAACGUUUUUCAAGGCCUGCCCCUGUUCCAGAACCAGGACUCCUAGUAAGCGUAGAGACUCCACUAAAAUGA
Delphinapterus leucas (beluga whale) is the source of this 222-nucleotide messenger RNA. The record is from RefSeq and is a predicted model, not a curated record. Lineage: Eukaryota; Metazoa; Chordata; Mammalia; Artiodactyla; Monodontidae.